Messenger RNA from Necator americanus (New World hookworm), 873 nucleotides. RefSeq lists its product as uncharacterized. The record is from RefSeq and is a predicted model, not a curated record. Lineage: Eukaryota; Metazoa; Nematoda; Chromadorea; Rhabditida; Ancylostomatidae. Gene Ontology annotation, biological process: chromatin remodeling. The transcript has a single exon. Gene Ontology annotation, cellular component: nucleus. Bases 1 to 873 code for a protein of 290 amino acids.
AUGGCAGGGCUGUUAGUUUGGGAAAGUCUUUUUGCCACUCCAGCAUAUUCACUGCCUCAGUACCCCUGCACGCUGGGCCUUGCCGUCUCAGAUGUCGGACGGUAUAUGACGACCGGUGAGAGGCGAUCAAAUCUCAGGUUGUUCAGGAAGUCAUUGAUUCUGGACCAAGGCGAUACAUGCACGACUCGCCAUGGAGACUGUCUCAGAGUGUGUACUUACAACGCGAGAACAGUGUCCACAGACGCUGACCAGCAUGCCCUUCUCGGAGCUGCAGAGCGUAUCAAAUUUCACGUGAUUGCUCUGCAGGAGACCAAGUGCAGAGGGAGCGACGUACGACAGAUGAAUGGUACACUCGUCAUUCGUGGAGAGAAAGUUCCGUCGCGAAAUGUAGGCAGUGUUGAUUUUGUUGUGCACCCAUCUCUCGUCCAUCUUGUCGAUUCUCACGAGAUCCUGUCACCUCGUCUGGCCAUUCUUCGCCUCCGCCGUCUGCGCCAUAAACCCAUCAGUAUCAUCAACCGCAACUCACCAACAUCAGCAGCUGACAAAUCCGUAUUGGACGCGCUUAACGAGGACCUGGAGGAAGUAAUACGCAACGAGAAGUACUUCUACAAAUUCGUUGUCGCAGACUUCAACGCAAAACUAGGAAAGGCCACAGAAGAGGAAUACAGGAUUAGAAGAUUUGGACUAAGGGACCGGAAUGAAAAUGGCAAUCGUCUCUCCGGGCUGUUGUCCGCCGCUCGCCUCUUUCAUGGGAACUCUCUUUUCAUGAAAAAAGAUCAUCGUCGGUGGACAUGGGAAUCGCCCAAUGGCGCGACUCGUGCGGAGAUCGACUACAUACUCACCAACCGGAGGUGGUGUCUACUUGAGGUCUGA